Messenger RNA from Xenopus laevis (African clawed frog), 817 nucleotides. RefSeq names its product ATP synthase subunit g, mitochondrial-like. NCBI's taxonomy places the organism in Eukaryota, Metazoa, Chordata, Amphibia, Anura, Pipidae. The record is from RefSeq and is a predicted model, not a curated record. Bases 86 to 409 code for a protein of 107 amino acids. The transcript has 3 exons.
AAUACCUUGUCUCUAGUACUCGGCAGAAGGAGGUCAGUCAUCCAUUUAUACGACGGGAUUUGCCGCAUGCCAUAAAACGUUCAUCAUGGCUCAGGCAGCUCAAAGGCUUGUAAAGGCUGUAAAAACAAAGACCCCUCAGCUUGUUGGCGCUGCUGUCGGCUACUCCCGUCCACGCCUUGCUACAUUCUGGUACUAUGCCAGAGUUGAGCUCGCCCCUCCAAGUCCUGCAGAGAUCCCAAAAGCCAUUGAGAGCAUAAUUGGUCUGGCCAAGUCUUUCCAAAGUGGCCGCCUGUCUGAGCUCACUGUUAGGGAGGCCCUGCGAAAUGGUCUGGUAGUUACAGAGGUCCUUAUGUGGUUUUAUAUUGGGGAGUGCAUCGGAAAGGGUGGCCUUGUAGGAUACAAUGUUUGAGACUUUUUUUUUCCACUUCACUAUUGUGAUAAUGACAUCAUGGACUUAAUAAACCGUAAAGAAACUCUUCUUCCUCAACAUCACUCCACUUAUCUCGUUUAUUUUGUCAGUCAUUAAGGAUCUUGUUUCUUGUUCUAGUUGGCUGCAUGACAUCAUUGAGAACGUCUUACCCUUUUCUACUAUACAAGUUCAAUAUCUGGCAGUCAUUGGUAACUUUUUUUGGUAACUAAACCACUGGUAUUCCUGUGUCACAGACCACUGCAAAAAAGCAAUACUUUUGUAAAGGCAAAGGAUUCCCAAUUUUUCGUGAAAACUUUGCUGGUAGAGAGCACGGUUUUCUUUCUUUUUGGAGGUUGGAUAAACAAUUAUUGCUGUUUUUAGUCAUUCGAAUGAACACAGAUAAACAGA